Messenger RNA from Procambarus clarkii (red swamp crayfish), 1178 nucleotides. The record is from RefSeq and is a predicted model, not a curated record. Lineage: Eukaryota; Metazoa; Arthropoda; Malacostraca; Decapoda; Cambaridae.
GCGUCCGGCACCCCUCCAGACCCCGCCCCUCCUGAGAUCCCUGUGAGGGGCCCCUCGCAUCACCACCCCCUCCUGGCCGCCUCCCGCAGGGCGGGGGGCGCACCUCCCUCCUCCAACAACACGGCCGUGGCGCCUCCGUCCCCCCACUACCAAGACCACCACCAGGAGGAGACGUAUCAGCAACCUAACUCUAACGUCUUUCUCUCGCAGGAUAAGGAAAGGAAAAACAAGAUGGAAGGAGGAGAAGAUAAGGAGACGAGAGUGACGAAGGCCAGCAGCAACGCAGAAGGAAAAAGUGGGAAUGUUGAGCGGAGAAGCAAGAGAGAAGAGAGAGGGAGCAAGAGCAGGCAGCACAGAGCCAGCCAGACGGUGGACUCAGGCAUCCCAGAGGCCUUGGUGCUAGAAGCUGGCAGAGUCUCAGACUCCGGUGGCGACUCAGUGUUCGGACUCAGCAAGUCCUCGGCCCAUCCUAGGGAUAACGUGUCACCAGAGCCCAAAACCAGCCAGGUGUUACAGCCUAAGGGUAGCCAGCAGUCGGAACUCAAGGCGAGAACUUCUGACGAACCACAGAUUACCCCAGCGUCUGAAUCCAGGGUUAUCAGAUCCCCCGACGACUCCAAAAGCCGCUCGGCAUCAGAGCUCGAGCGACGUAACACCACUGAAGAAGCCAAAACUUGCAGAGAAUCGGGCCAUAGAGUUAAAAUAUUCCCGCAAGACCACAGCGCUUCCAGAACCUCGAAGCAUCCCAAGGCUUCUAGAAGCCCAGAAGAUCCCAGAACCAGUCAAGCAUCAGAGCUCCAGCGUUGCGUGGUUCUAGAGCCUCAACUGGACCGUGGGUCGCACCUCGGGCGCAGCGAACCAACGGCCCCAAGAACCCACCAGCCGCCAGAAGUAGAGACCCUGGUAACGCUGGAAGCCAGACCCAGCACCUCCAGAGCCUCGACAGGUAACACAGCAUCUCCAGUUUAUACACCUGUAGAGGACGAUGUAAUCCCUCGCCUGUAGUUCACCACCUAGAGCUCCUUGUGUACCCACGUAAGAGCUCUUUAUGAACCCUACGACGGACUCUUUUAUGUACCCAUGUUGAACCGUAUGCACCCCACGUUCAGCUCUAUGUGCCCACGCUCAGCGCUUUAUGUACCCACGUUGAGCUUACUGUGUACUCCACGUAGAGCUCU